UUCUUUGCGUGUGUGCAGGAAAAUAUCUCUUUGGAGAUGAAAAGGAUUCAGUUUCCCAUGGAUUUUAAAUUUGUGAUUUUGCUUGGGUUUGUGUGUGGAAUGACUGGAAUCCGCGCGGGUGUUCUUUCACGAAGAACGAUGCGUUCAUUCACGGGGACGAAAGCAACUAAUUUCCCGUCUGCUGUUUUGCAGACAGAUCGUGCCAUUGAAGUCUUGCGAAGAGUGUCCAACGGUGCGAAAGCAGUCGAACUCGUAGAUAUUUAUUACGAAAAACAAACAAAUGUCGUCGAAGCAGAGCAGGAUCAGUGGAUCGGAGUUUUCAACACCGUGCCAUCGGGAAAAUUUGAAGAAGUACCGUUCAAGGGACAUCUAUUGGCGCAUUUGAACAAAUCCGAUGAUUCAGAAAUUAUCCAGCGUGUUGAAGUCGCUUCACAGUGCAUCCGAAUACGAACAGGAAUCCAAGUGCCGAUGACGAAUGAAACCCUUGCAAAGAUGGCGAAGGAAAAGUGCCGAGGGGUCUGGGUGGCAUCAUUUUCAGGAAAAGAGCCUCUGUUAAAUGCAGUGAAUUGCCUGAAAUGGCAGCCAGAAUGGAUGGCAUCCAUGAGUGACUUGAUUGGCAAUAUUUCCUUGGCUGACUUGUUCAUCCCUGGAAGAACCGGCUCUUCAACUCAGUUGCGUCAGUCUUCAAUCAAAUUUGAUUUAGCUCACGGCAUUCGAUACUUUGAAUUGAACAUCAAAUACGGGCCUCAUUUGGGAUCCAAAAAAGACUUCUACCUCGCUGGAGAGUCCGGGGAAGUGUCCGGAAAUUUAGGUGAUCACAUCGCCGAGAUCCGGCAGUUCAUGAAUGAAACUGAGGAAAUACUGAUGAUCAAUUUCGUCCAUUUCUUUGGCUUCACCUCCCAAGGAAUCCACGAUGAAUUCGUGACUUUUCUUCAGGAAAAUCUGGGGGCUUGGAUGUCACCUAAAGCUUUCGAACCUUCGGCUCCAUUAAACCUCUUUUGGGCCACAGACAAGCGGCUGAUUGUGAUGUACAAUCACUUGCACACGGUUCAUAAAACUGAGUUUUUGUGGAAUCCACCAAAUUCUGAACUUCCGGGUAGCAUUGGUUUACGGGAAGAAUUUUCGCUGUUGGCGUUGAGUCAAGAAGUUCUCAAAGUUAAUUGCUUCUUGUCAUCACCAAACGUGACGUUGCUUUUUCGGAACAACAUCGUCGCUGUUGAAGACCCCGUCGGAACGAUUGUCGUCGAUGCGUCCAUCAGAGUGAAUUACGAGAAGGCAAUUAACUUUCGAAACUCCGAAUUAUAUUGGAAUUGGAUCCAGACGGAAUCGUUGCCAAAGCUACGAGAAUAUACGACAGCGUCUCGUGCAAACGAACAAAUUACUAAGGCUUUGUCACCCACAAUUUACCUGGCGAUCAACCCACAAGCGGAUUACAAAACCGCUGUGGACGGUCAAACAAUUUUUAUUGAGCGCAAAAUCGAGCUUCGAUGGCGAGGCGGAUCAACUUACCCAACGGACGAAGUUGCGCUCUAUCUCGGUCAUCCUGCGUCACAAAAUGCCUCGCUUUUGGUCUCCUACAACGUAUACGACCACAUCAACAAUCGAGUGGUCACAGAGUACCAAAUGCCGCGUUACCACUUCUCGGCAGAUGAUCCGUCAGCAUGGACCAAGCCAGAAUGCCUCGGCAACUUUUACGGGGCAUACUUGAAGGGUGGCGAGAUCACGUCAACGAAUUGUCUGUCCACUCUGCCCACAUGGAUGGAAGACAACGCUGAUGCGUUCGAAAAGCUAGAGCUGCGCAAAAUGCUCAUCCCUGGGACUCAUGAUGCCGGAGCGUAUCGGGAAUACGAUGGCUUGGCAUCGGAUAAUCUCAUUGUGAAGUACGCCAUCACGCAAGAAGAAACGCUUCUCUCGCAGCUCGUGCACGGUGUGCGGUUUUUCGACCUUCGGAUUGGUUGUUAUGAUACUGACAGUGAAUUCCCGUUUUGGAUCAACCAUGAUGUGCUGAAGAUCAACCGAUUCGACGUGGCCAUGGCCGACUUGGUUUCCUUCGUCAGGAACACGAACGAUGUCUUCUUCCUGGAUUUUCAUAGAUUUCCGGUUGGCUUCGACUCGUUAGACAAGCACAGGAGAUUGAUGGAGUUCAUUGUUGAGAAUUUGGGCGACGUGAUGGCACCAAAAUCCAUGGGGUACAACGUUACUUUCGGCGAUAUGCUGACUUUGGGGAAAAAAGUGAUCGUUGCCUACAACCACAAAUCCCUUGAGCACCCGCUGUUUUGGAGAGAGAUAGAAGUAGGCUGGGCGGAUGCAAACACAGUCACAGAACUCAAAUCCUACAUGAACUCCUACAUUCGAGAAGAAAGGGAAAAAUUUUGGGGCCUUGGAUUGCAACUGACUCCCACGGAACUAGACGUGAUCCUGGACAUUCUCGGGGGCCUUCGCAACGCUGCAGAUGCUGUGAAUCCGAACGUAAUUCAAUGGCUUCUCGAUGACUGGAAAGAUUACGAAACCAACAUAGUUUCAACGGAUUUUUUCCUGAGCUCCGUCGUAACGACGUGGGCAGUAGAAGAAAAUAAACGCUUGGCCGCCGCUUCACAAUGAAAAAUAAAUUCCCACUUUUUCAUAAAUAA
Notodromas monacha is the source of this 2630-nucleotide messenger RNA. The record is from the annotation of a GenBank genome assembly. NCBI's taxonomy places the organism in Eukaryota, Metazoa, Arthropoda, Ostracoda, Podocopida, Cyprididae.